CGUUCCUAUGAGGCUGUUUGAGUGAGUGACGAGCAAGAAGAAAAAUUCACAAUCUCAAGAACCACGCGGUGACGAAGAUGACUCUUCACUCCAUUGUGAUUCAGAAGCUAUUAAGCACCAAAGCCCAUGUCGGACGUCAAGUUGCCACUCACCAUUUCAAGCUAUAUACCUAUGGCUUCCGCAAUCGGAUGGCCAUCAUCGACUCCGAUAAAACUCUAAUUUGUAUGCGCAAUGCCUUGAACUUCAUUGGCUCAUUGGUUCGCCAGAAGGGUCGUUUUAUGUUUGUUAAUACCAAUUGGCUUUUUGAUGAGAUCAUUGAAGAAAUGACGAAGAAGAUUGGGUGCUAUAGCCCCAGUGCCACUGCACUUUGGAAGAUGAGUGGAAUUCUCACCAAUAGUGGAAGUCCUAAGAAGUUCAGGUCCAGGCAUAAGAGGCUCUGUUUUGGACCAACUCAACCACCCGAUUGUUUAGUGGUUAUCGAUACGGAGAGGAAAUCAUCGGUGAUUAUGGAGGCAGAUAGAUUGCAGAUUCCAAUCGUUGCUCUUGUGGACUCGAGCAUGCCAUUGGAGAUCUAUAAGAGGAUUGCUUAUCCUAUCCCGGCCAAUGAUUCAGUUCAUUUUGUCUAUUUGUUUUGUAACUUGAUUACAAAAACCUUCCUUUAUGAGCAGAAGCGCUUGGCGGCUUCUACUAAUGCAGUUGCUAUUAAAGAAGAACUUCCCAAAUCUCAACCGAGAGAGGGCUUGGAUCAAGUAGAGCAGACCAAAAGCAAUGAUGUUCUGAAGAGAGAAGUGCUUCUUGUUUCCUAUGAGAGUUUAGCACCAAUGCCAAAUGGCAUAGCAGAAAUUAGAACUAUUUUGGACAAGCUCGUUGUUUUGAAGUUCAAUGGAGAUUUGGGCACAUCAAUGGAUUCUAAUGGGCCCAAAUCUGCACUCAAAGUUUGUGGUGAUUCAAAAGUCCUUGACUUAUUUGUUGAGCAAAUUGAGUCCCUAAAUGCGAAGUAUGGAUGCAAUGUUCCAUUGAUUCUCUUGGAUUCUGAUGAAACUCACGAUGAGACAUUGAAGGCUGUGAGACAAUAUAAGACAAGAAUUGAUGUCCAUUCUUUACUUCAGGGACAAAAGUUGCCUCUGGAUACAUCUCAAAAAUCAAGGGAAGAUGAUGAUGAUUUGUAUAAUUCAGAACAUGGUCCAGUGCUCCUUUCCUUAUUGACCGGUGGAAGUCUAGAUGUACUAUUAUCAAAGGGUAGGGAGUUUGCCCUCGUCAUUGGCUCAGAUAACGUGGCUGCUGUUAUUGACCCACAAAUCUUAAAUUAUUUGAUCCAAGAUAAGAUCGAACUCUGCAUGGAGGUAACACCUACAUCAGCCUUUGAAUUAAAUAAUAGCAGUUAUUCAACUCCACAGAAGUGUCAGCUCGCAGAUAUUGGUCUAAAUUCAAGUGACUCUCCAAUGGACAAAUUCAAAUUUUCUGAUACAAGAAGCUUGUGGGUGAAUUUGACCGCGGUUAAGAGACUAGUUGAUACAGAUACACUAAAGACUGAGAACUCUUCACUUUCAGAGGACAAAAGCUGCGAUCAAAUGCACAAGCAAAAGACAGCAGUAGGCUCAAUGAUAAAGUUCUUUGAUCGACCCGUUGGUAUUAUCGUGCCACAUUCUCGUUCGCUACAACUGAGUUCAACCUCAGAUUAACUUCUUUUACAGUCAGAUCUAUACACAUAUGAUAAAGGCCUUGCAGUUUGAAAUGCAGCUAGAGCUAAUCCUGUAAAUCCAUCCAUUGAUUUAGGUCCUGAAUUUGAAAAGGUAAAGUUUGUAAGUUGCACUAGAGUAUGUGCAAUAUGAUUGUAGUUCUUGUGCUUAUUCCUAGCAUUGUUGAGCUGGAUGGUUUGACAGUAAGAGGUGACUUGUGGUUUGGAGAGGGUGUGACUUUUGAGGGGCCGGUUGGUUGGAGAUUUUGUUGGGUGAAAGUGAGCAUAGGCAAGUUAAACCUAUGUUUGAUACAAAGUUUUUAAUAAUUUGCCUGAGAAUCAUGUAUUCCCAAGCAUCAAUUAUUACUCCUAAAAGGGUUUUAUCUUCCCUUCCAUUUUCAUAGGUUAGUCCAUGUAGUUUGUAUCAUACCUCUCUUUUAUUUUCAAUAAAUUAUUUUUCUUUUAA
This is a messenger RNA of Momordica charantia (bitter melon), 2144 nucleotides long. It is a transcript of the gene RPS2, whose product is annotated as ribosomal protein S2. NCBI's taxonomy places the organism in Eukaryota, Viridiplantae, Streptophyta, Magnoliopsida, Cucurbitales, Cucurbitaceae. Gene Ontology annotation, cellular component: ribosome. Gene Ontology annotation, molecular function: UTP:glucose-1-phosphate uridylyltransferase activity; structural constituent of ribosome. The record is from RefSeq and is a predicted model, not a curated record. Gene Ontology annotation, biological process: UDP-alpha-D-glucose metabolic process; translation.